AUGACACCAGUUUGGAAUCCACGGGCAAAUAAAGAGCGAUUUGCUCCUUCUGCUGUUGAAGUCCUCCAAAUUGUAGAAGAAACUUUGGAAGCAUUCUUUAUGCUGCCAAUACCUUCACAUUUGGUGUUGCUUCCUGAAUUAUUGGCUGGUCUUGAUGCAUGUCUUCAACAAUACAUAUUGAAGGCGAAAUCUGGCUGUGGGAGCCGAAAUACUUUUAUUCCCACUUUGCCCGCUCUAACUAGGUGUGCAACAGGAUCGAAAUUUGGUGUGUUCAAAAGGAAGGAAAAGUUGCAAAUAGCACAGAAGAGGAAAUCCCAGGUUGGGACUGUAAAUGGGGACAACUCUUUUGGGAUACCCCAAUUAUGUUGUCGCGUUAAUACUUUCCAGCAUAUUCGGACAGAGUUGGAGGUCUUGGAGAAGAGGAUAGUUAACCAUAUAAGGAAUUCCAGAUCCACUCAUGCGGACAACAUUGUUAAUGAAAUGGAGAAAAAGUUUCAGCUUUCAGCCUCUGCUUGUGUGGAAGGGAUUCAACAACUCUGUGAGGCAGCUGCCUACAAAGUCAUCUUCCAUGAUUUAAGUCAUGUUCUUUGGGAUGGCUUGUAUGUUGGGGAAGUUUCAUCAUCUUGGAUCGAACCAUUUCUUCAGGAGCUGGAGCACUAUUUGGAAAUUAUUUCAUCAACAGUGCAUGACAGAGUCAGGACGCGUGCAAUCACUGAUAUUAUGAAAGCUUCUUUUGAAGGGUUCCUGUUGGUUUUGCUCGCUGGAGGUCCUUCUCGAGCCUUCACUCUUAAAGAUUCUGAAAUACUAAAGGAGGAUUUUAAGUUUCUUAUGGAUCUGUUCUGGUCCAAUGGGGAUGGAUUGCCGACUGAAUUAAUAGAUAAGUAUUCAACCUUAGUCAAACGUGUUCUCCCAUUAUACCAUAAUGAUACUGAGAACCUAAUUGAGCAAUUCAAACAUUUGACUUUGGAAAGUUAUGGUUCUUCUGCUAAAUCUAGACUUCCAUUACCUCCAACUUCAGGGCAAUGGAGUCCCACAGAACCAAACACUGUCCUGCGAGUUUUAUGUUAUCGGAGUGAUGAGAUAGCUGCAAAAUUCCUGAAGAAGACUUACAAUUUGCCUAAGAAAUUGUAAUGACAAGAUGAUGCUCUUUAGGUUGAAAAUCACGGUGGAUCAUUCUUGACUUCUAGUAACCCUUAGAUAUUUAUUACAUCACCAUAAAUCAAAAUUUCAUACAGCAUGCCAUACUACAGGGGGCGUUGGUUAGAGAUUGCACUUUGUAGACAAAUUAUACAGCUUUUUGUAUAGUAGUUUAAUUGACUGGAUUCUUUUUCUUCAAAGCCUUCGCCAGUUGUCAAGGAAGUUAAUAAGAUCAUGGACCUAGCGCUUUGGUGUACAGUACCAGUUGGGCAAUAAGACUUGAGGAUCUAUAAAUAUGAAGAAUGGACGGACAAGGUGAGGUUCUUUGGCUUCUUACAAUUUUUUCGUAUGUUUUCCAGAGGAAAGUGAUGAACCAUAGGUUGCUAACAUGGAGGGUCUGUAAUUUGAAGAAAUUUGUUUUGAUUUUGUAGAUGCAUUAUUUAUAUGUGUUUGUUGUCAAAUGUUUA
Messenger RNA from Pistacia vera, 1604 nucleotides. Its product is annotated as protein unc-13 homolog. Lineage: Eukaryota; Viridiplantae; Streptophyta; Magnoliopsida; Sapindales; Anacardiaceae. The record is from RefSeq and is a predicted model, not a curated record. The transcript is spliced from 3 exons. Bases 1 to 1131 code for a protein of 376 amino acids.